This is a messenger RNA of Suhomyces tanzawaensis NRRL Y-17324, 1112 nucleotides long. Its product is annotated as CIP1 protein. Bases 140 to 1027 code for a protein of 295 amino acids. NCBI's taxonomy places the organism in Eukaryota, Fungi, Ascomycota, Pichiomycetes, Serinales, Debaryomycetaceae. The transcript has a single exon. The record is from RefSeq and is a predicted model, not a curated record.
CUCCACUUUGCACCCACAAUUAUUUUGGAGCCAGCCGUGGCUCCUAAAUAUAAAUACGAGAUGGUCAGCCUCCCGAUGUUAAAUUAUCAAACAAUUGGUCUACCAACCAACCAGCACAUACAACCACCUUCCACAUAUAAUGUCUUCAAUUGCAGUUAUCGGUCUCUCAGGCCAAUUGGGUCAGCCUGUCUUAGCCGCGUUGGAAUCUUCCGCGUUUGCCGACAGAAUUGCCUACCCCAUCAAAGCUUUGACCAGAAAGGAUGACAAGGUCUCCACUGACAAAGUUCAGUACAUUCAAGCCGACUUGGCCGACACCGCUGCCGUGGCUCAGGCAUUGAAAGGUACCGAUGUCAUUGUCGAAUUGACCACUGCCAACCCGGUAUUGUUUGGCCACGUCGAGAAAAUUGUGGCUGCUGUCAAGCCCAAGCUCGUGAUUCCAUCGCAAUUCGGAAUCCAUGUUGGGGCCGCCCAGGAGCUUGCCCCAGGCUUUUUGGGUAUCAAGAUUGACCACUCUACCAACCUCAGAAAGCUUGGUGUCAAGGUGGUCGACAUAGCUACCGGUUUUUUUGCCGAGAAAUCGUCGUUUUCUUAUGAACUCGUUCAGCACUACGGUGUUGAUACUGCUACCAACACCAUCAACCAAUUGGGUCCUGACGACGCCAAGGCCUCCAUCUCUACCGUGGCCGACAUUGGUUACGUGAUAGCCUCCGUGGCCUCCGACCCCAACCCUUCCAGAUUUCCAGAUUCCUUGAAAGUGUACUCGGAAAAUGUUCCUGUAAAGAAGGUUUGGGAGACUUACGAAAAGAACCACAACGUCAAAUUGGAACUCAAAUCCAAGAAAUCUGCAGCAGAGGCACGUGCUGAGCUCAAGCAGAUUUGGGACACUGAAGGGUUUGUACCAGCCAAAUUCCUUUUGUACUUGAACUACAUUCUCGCUCAGGGUGAGGGCUACGGUGUUCUCUUUGGCGAGAACGAAAGGGAAUUGGUCAAUCCAGGCGAAAAGUACUGGAAGUGGAGCCAAUACUAGGCAUUCUGGAAUCCACAGAGUAUUUAGGAGAGAUUGGGACUUCAAGAAUCGAUAGAAGUUCCAUGCAAUGAAUUAUUUUUGGCAA